UUCAGUGCGCGCAUGUGAGUCACGUGACCGUGAUUUUAAAGCGGAAAUGACAGUCAGCUCCUCACAGACUCACGGGAGCUAAAAGGCAUAGCUUUACUGUGAUGUGUUGCGAUGAUGGCAUCUGCCAGUGUGUCUCAGUCUGCCAGCGUUCAGGCCACAGAGAAAUCCCAGUUGACCUUGAAGGUGUUGUCAGCUAAGCCUCAGUCUCCGAAGCUGCCAGGUCGUCACUCUCGUUUGAAUUCGUUUGUGGAGGUGACUGCUGACGGUUUGACCAGUGAAACAAAGAAAACAGGCAAACGCACAGGACACCUCGAGCUGCAGUGGAAUGAGGACCUCACCCUGAAUGUGACUCCUGAGAGUCAUUUAGACCUGAAGUUGUGGAGUUGUCACACUUUGAGGAAGGAGCUUUUAGGCAGUGCCACUAUUGACUUACUGGACACUCUACGAACACAUGAUGGCAAGAUGGAGAACGUUCAGCUCAGUCUGGUUCUGCAGACGGAGAACAAAGGCUCUGUUGUAGCAGGCGGUGAGCUUAACGUCUGUCUGGAUGGUCUGGUUGUUGAUUUGGGAUCUCUGCCCAACGGCAGUGCUGCCUCUGACAAAACUGUUCACUCCAGCAGGUCUAAUCUGCACAGAGCUCAGAGUGAAGAGACCCCCAGCACCAGCAACUCCCGUGGACGCAGUGUAGGUCACUCGUCAGCAGGUUCCCGAGGAGGUUCUCCAGCUGACGUCAGAGGAACUGCUCUCACUAAUGGAGAACUGAACGGAGAACCUGUAGACUCCACACACCGCCACAGCACAAAGACGGCCAACAGCAGCCCCAGUAACACUGGUAAAGGUGAGACAGCUGCUAAUGGGGUAGACAGCGGUCGACUGUCACGUGCAGCUCCAUCCUCACCAUCUCUGAACUCAACCCCCCCGGCUGGCACGGACAGCUCUGCUUUGCCACCAGCCACAGAGACCCUGUCCAGCAGCGAUCAGACCACUACAGACACACCCGCCACUGAUGCUCUGCCUGCUGGCUGGGAACAGCGAGUUCUGCCUCAUGGAAGGGUCUACUACGUGGAUCAUAACACAAAGACCACCACGUGGGAGAGACCCCUACCACCCGGUUGGGAGAAGCGUGUGGACCAGCGUGGUAGAUUCUACUAUGUGGAUCACAACACUAGAACCACCACAUGGCAGCGUCCCACCGAAGAGUCUGUGCGUAACUAUGAGCAGUGGCAGUCACAGCGCAGUCAGCUACAGGGAGCCAUGCAACAGUUCAACCAGAGAUACCUCUACCAGUCGUCUGGAGUUGCAGUUGAGAAUGAUCCGCUGGGCGCUCUUCCUCCAGGCUGGGAGAAACGUCAGGACAAUGGCAGAGUGUACUACGUCAAUCACAACACUCGAACUACACAGUGGGAGGACCCUCGAACCCAAGGGAUGAUUCAGGAGCCGCCCCUGCCGCCCGGCUGGGAGAUGAAGUACACAGCAGAGGGGGUGCGAUACUUUGUGGACCACAAUUCUCGCACUACCACCUUUAAAGACCCCCGACCAGGCUUUGAGUCAGGUUCGCGGCAGGGCGGCUCUCCGGGCGCAUACGAUCGCAGCUUCAGGUGGAAAUAUCACCAGUUCCGCUUCUUGUGUCAUUCCAACGCUCUGCCCAGUCACGUGAAGAUCUCUGUGUCACGACAGACUUUGUUUGAAGACUCGUUUCAGCAGAUCAUGAAUAUGAAGCCGUAUGAUCUGCGUCGGCGGCUGUACAUCAUCAUGAGAGGAGAGGAGGGGCUGGAUUAUGGAGGCAUUGCCAGGCAAUGGUUUUUCUUGCUCUCUCAUGAGGUGUUGAACCCCAUGUACUGUUUGUUUGAGUACGCUGGUAAAAACAACUACUGUCUGCAGAUAAACCCCGCCUCCUCCAUCAACCCCGACCAUCUAACAUACUUCCGCUUCAUUGGACGUUUCAUUGCCAUGGCACUGUAUCAUGGAAAGUUUAUAGACACUGGCUUCACUCUGCCCUUCUACAAGCGCAUGCUCAAUAAGAAACCUACCCUGAAAGACCUGGAGUCCAUUGACCCAGAAUUUUAUAAUUCCAUCAUGUGGGUCAAAGAGAAUGAUCUGGAAGAGUGUGGUGUAGAGCUGUACUUCGCUCAAGACAUGGAGAUUCUGGGUAAAGUGACGACACACCAGCUGAAAAACGAUGGAGAGAAUGAGCUGGUCACUCUGGAAAAUAAAGAGGAAUAUAUCAGUCUGCUUACGGAUUGGCGGUUCACACGGGGUGUGGAGGAGCAAACAAAGGCUUUCCUGGAUGGCUUCAAUGAGGUUGUACCCUUGGAGUGGCUGCGGUAUUUUGAUGAGAAAGAGUUGGAGCUGAUGUUGUGUGGGAUGCAGGAGAUCGAUCUGAAUGAUUGGCAGAAGAACACCAUCUAUCGGCAUUACACCAAAAACAGCAAACAGAUCCACUGGUUCUGGCAGGUCGUGAAGGAAAUGGACAAUGAAAAGAGAAUUCGCCUGCUUCAGUUUGUCACAGGAACGUGUCGACUGCCAGUUGGGGGUUUUGCUGAACUUAUAGGAAGUAACGGGCCACAAAAGUUCUGCAUAGACAAAGUGGGGAAGGAGACAUGGCUGCCAAGAAGUCACACUUGCUUCAAUCGACUGGAUUUGCCGCCUUAUAAAAACCUGGAGCAACUGCGAGAGAAACUUCUGUUUGCUAUCGAGGAAACGGAGGGAUUCGGACAAGAGUGAACAGGACCAAGAUGAUAAUUUAACCAAUAUCAUAUUUUCUUUGACUAGGCAUUACAUUAAACCACUUAUGUGGACUGAACUGAUGAACUCUGUUGAAGAGACCAGAGAUUGAUUUAUAGUUAAACAGAUCACUUACCGAUGGACCGAUGGAUUUAUGAUAUGAUCCUAUGAGUCGUUCAGACAUUUCAUUUAGGCACUUCAGGGAAUAAUACAUCUAAAUUUACAGUUCAGAUUUCACAUUUCUAUGUAGAGGAAACAUGCAAAUGAUGACACAAUUCACCACAUUAAAUUUAACUGCUUACAUUUUCAACGCAAUUAAAUUGAAUUCCCUGAACUGUUUAAAUCAAAAGGGGACUGAUUUUACUGGGAUUAAGGAGACUCUCAAACUCUCUUCUACAGCAUCCAAAACAAAAAUCAUCAUGAAAUUAUUAUAAUAAACAAUAAGAAGUUCAUUUGCAGAUGUAAGCAAAGCUCAAUGCAUCAUAUCAGUAUGUGUAUAUGCAACAAUUGAGAGAAAAUAAUUGUUUUAAGGUUGAUCAGACAUGAUUUUAUUAUUGUUUUAUGACAUGACAUGUUAAACUGUACAUAGUUGAAAUAAAAUCCAGUCAUGGAUUGUGAACACA
Molecule: messenger RNA, 3347 nt
Organism: Myxocyprinus asiaticus (Chinese sucker)
Lineage: Eukaryota; Metazoa; Chordata; Actinopteri; Cypriniformes; Catostomidae
Gene: wwp2
Product: WW domain containing E3 ubiquitin protein ligase 2
Exons: 24
Coding region: 112-2724 (870 amino acids)
Biological process (GO): protein K63-linked ubiquitination; negative regulation of transcription by RNA polymerase II; ubiquitin-dependent protein catabolic process
Molecular function (GO): protein binding; ubiquitin protein ligase activity
Source: RefSeq, a predicted model, not a curated record